Messenger RNA from Sorghum bicolor (sorghum), 2078 nucleotides. RefSeq lists its product as uncharacterized. The transcript has 3 exons. The coding region runs from base 16 to 1977 and encodes 653 amino acids. NCBI's taxonomy places the organism in Eukaryota, Viridiplantae, Streptophyta, Magnoliopsida, Poales, Poaceae. The record is from RefSeq and is a predicted model, not a curated record.
GGCCUUCGUGCCACUAUGGUUAUUGGCCUUCUUGCCGUUGUGGUUAUCGGCCUUCGCGCCAUUGUUUUUUGCAGGUUUUGGAACCUCCCCGGCGUCAUGUUUGAACCCAGGAAUGUGUUCUUGACGCUGAUAAUACCUGGACACCCGGGCAACAAUAUGGGUGUGUUCAUGCAGCCAGUGUGGGAUGAAUUGCAACAUGCUUGGGACGAGGGGGUGCUGACGUACGACCGAGCUACAAAGAGGAACUUCACAAUGCAUGUGUGGUACCAGUAUUCAUUGCAUGACUUCUUGGCGUAUGGCUUGUUCAGCGCGUGGUGUGUUCACGGGAAGUUCCCUUGCCCAACAUGCAAGACAGAUGUGAUGUUCACCUGGCUGAAAAAGGGUGGCAAGUACUCUUCUUUCGACAAACAUCGGCAAUUCCUACCCGAGGGCCAUGAAUUGAGACGGGAUAAAAAGCAUUUCACGAAAGGUGUUCAAGUCACCGACCCCAUUCCUGAGCCUAGGAGCCCUGCCGCUGUCCUUGCCGAGUUACAGGCUCUCCAAAUUGAUGAAGUGAACGGUGGUUUUAUUGGAUAUGGUACCACACACAUGUGGACUCAUAUAUCGGGCUUGCAUAGGCUACCGUACUUCAAGGACCUUCUUCUUCCACACAACAUCGAUGUAAUGCACACAGAAAAGAAUGUCGCCGAGGCACUCUGGGCAACACUCAUGGACCUUGGUAAGAAGUCGAAGGACAACGUUAAGGCUAGACUCGACAUUGAAACUAUUUGUGAUAGACCAAAGCUUGUGAUGAAGACCCCUGCGCCAGGCAAGAGAUGGAAAAGGGGCCCGGCCGAUUACGUCCUGAAAAGGCCAGUUAGGAAGGAAAUACUGAAGUGGAUGAGCACGUUGCAGUUCCCUGAUGGGUAUGCGGCGAAUCUGGCCCGAGGAGUGAACUUGGAGACUAUGAAAGUGUUAGGGAUGAAGACUCACGACUUCCACAUAUGGAUUCAGCGGGUCCUUCCCGCGAUGACCCGAGGAUACCUCCCGGAGCCAGUGUGGCGCGUCCUGGCAGAGUUGAGCUUUUUCUUCCGUCAGCUUUGUGCCAAGCAGUUAUCUCGAGAAGUUUGUCUUGAACUGGAGAAGGGUGCACCUAAGUUGCUCUGCAAGUUGGAGAUGAUAUUUCCACCCGGCUUCUUCCUAUCGAUGCAGCAUCUGAUUUUGCACCUGCCAAGGGAGGCACGGUUGGGGGGGCCCGUGCAGCACCGUUGGUGCUAUCCAAUCGAGAGGUGUCUAAAGCUACUUCGGAAGAAGUGUAAAAAUAAAGCCAAAAUUGAGGCUUUUGUGGCAGAGGCAUUCAUUAUGGAGGAGGUGUCGACAUUCACACAGGCGUACUAUACCGAAAAACUUCAAAGACCGCAAGAUCCAACCCCUCGUUACAACGUCGAGGAGAACUCAUCGAACCUCAGCCUUUUCAAAGGGGAUGUCGGAAGAGGAAGCACAGCUACCAACAAGAACUUGACCCAUGAGGAGUGGACCACUUUCAUGAUGUACUUGUUGUUGAACCUUGAUGAGUGCCUGGUUUAUCAGAAGGAAUUCAUUAAUAUUUACUGGAGGGGCAAUACUGCUCCUACCUCGCAACAAGAGGACCGUCUUCUUAGACACAGCAAGGCUGGCCAGGGUACCCGACCUACCCCACGCAGCCGUUCACGUGGGGGCCUCCUCCUCCACAGUCGCAGGGCUACUCCUCGUGGCCGAGGGCGCAGACGCAGCAGGGGCCUAGCGCAGGACUAUGGCGCUACGACGCCGCGCCGUCAGGGUGGACUCAGGCACCACCACAGGCAGGGUGGGGUUCGUGGGGCGAUGGGACCCCUGGGGACGGCGCCACGAGCUAGGAGGACCUGUGGGGGGUACUCGGUGACGAGCAAAGUACCUUUGCCUCCAUCUUCUCGACUAGGACGCAUGUUAGACCCUUUUGCCCUCAUGUUGGACUUGUAGGACUUGUUGGACAUGUAUGCACUUGUUACGCGACGUUAUGUGUAUUUCGGACAUGUAUCGAUGGAUUUGAUGAUCAUGUGUGGAUUCAUGUUGAGAUCGAA